Cynara cardunculus var. scolymus (artichoke) is the source of this 1739-nucleotide messenger RNA. Its product is annotated as inactive beta-amylase 4, chloroplastic. The record is from RefSeq and is a predicted model, not a curated record. Gene Ontology annotation, molecular function: beta-amylase activity. Bases 77 to 1663 code for a protein of 528 amino acids. Gene Ontology annotation, biological process: polysaccharide catabolic process. NCBI's taxonomy places the organism in Eukaryota, Viridiplantae, Streptophyta, Magnoliopsida, Asterales, Asteraceae. The transcript is spliced from 10 exons.
GAAAGAGAUAGAGAGAGAGAGAGAGAGAGAGAGAGAGAGAGAGAGAUUAUCAUCGCUGUCUCAUUUUGUCGAUGAGAUGAUCGAUGGAUCGAUCGGGAUGGCGUGUAAAUGCAGCGUCGAAAGGAGAAGCGUAAUGUACUCUAAUAAUCUUAGGGAAUUUUGUUUCGACAGGGAGAGGAAAAAAUUCAAUCGGAAAAAUCUGCGAAACGUAUCCACGAUUCCGAUUUUCAAACGGAGUUUCUCCAGAUGUCGAUCUGUUUCCGGCAAAAGUUGCAUUAUAAGUAUGGAUGUUCGGGAGAAAUCAAGAUCCACAUUGUUUGAGACAUCUAAACACAAGCGGGUUCCAAUCUAUGUUAUGAUGCCAAUCGACUCUUUUGGGGUUGAUACAUCUGGCACUCCAAGAAUCAGAAAAAUCAAGGCCUUAACUAUAUCUCUAAAAGCACUCAAGUUGGCAGGUGUCCACGGAAUCGCAGUUGAGGUUUGGUGGGGGAUUGUAGAGAGAUUCUUCCCCCAUGCAUAUAAUUGGUCUCUAUAUGAAGAACUUUUCAACCUGGUAUCUGAAAUGGGGUUAAAGUUACAAGUUGCAUUGUCUUUUCAUUCAAAUGUUCAUUUAUCUUCACGAGUACAAGGUGUUAGCCUUCCACAGUGGAUCACAGAGAUUGGUCGUCAUAAUAAGGACAUUUACUAUCAAGACCAGAAUGGGUUUCCUAAUGCCGAUUAUCUUACGUUAGGGGUAGACAAUAUUCCUUUGUUUCAUGGACGUACUGCUAUUCAGUGUUAUGAAGACUUUAUUUGCAGUUUUGCAAACAAAUUUGAUUCCUUGAUGGGAACCGUAAUUGAAGAAGUUUGUGUUGGUCUUGGACCUUCUGGGGAACUUAGGUAUCCUGCUCAUCCCUUUCAAGAUGGUAGAUGGCAGUUUCCUGGAAUUGGUGCAUUUCAGUGUUAUGACAAAUACAUGAUGGAAGACUUGCGGGCAGUUGCUUGGCAAGAAGGGAAGCCUGAUUGGGCAAAUAAAGGACCUCCAGAUGCUGGUGACUAUAAUAGUUUUCCAACUGAUGUUCCUUUCUUUGAAGAAGGAGAGGGGAGCUUUCUAUCUGACCAUGGCCAUUUUUUCCUGGAGUGGUACAGUGAUAGAUUGCUCCGUCAUGCAGAUUCCAUUCUUGGAGUGGCAGCAAAGUUGUUGCAAAAGUAUCAAGAAAAUGAGCAAAAUUCUAUACGUAUUGUGGCUAAAAUUGGUUUACUAUAUUGGUGGUAUCAGACAGUGUCUCAUCCAGCUGAGCUUACUGCGGGUUACUACAACACUGCUUUUAGGGAUGGUUAUGAUCCAUUGACUUCAAUGUUGUCUCGUCAUGGAGCCGCUCUGCAGAUUUCCUGCUUUGAGAUGUUGGACAAUGAAACUCCCAAAUCUUUUUUGUGCAGUCCGGAAGGUUUGCUUCAGCAGAUAAGGACUGCCUCAAAGAAAAGGGUAGUAGAGUUGAUCGGAAGAAAUACACAUGAACGGUUUGAUGAGGCAGGACUAAAGCAGAUACAUUCAAAUUGUUAUGAUUCACAAGCAGAAGCUGUGAGAUCAUUCACAUAUUUCAGAAUGAAUGAUAAGAUAUUUAGAGUUGAAAACUGGAAUAACUUUGUACCAUUUGUGAGAAGGAUGAGCACUCAUUUGUAAAAUCUUACCUUUUUAAACAACACAAUAUUAUUGCAACUUCAUUCAUGUGUUAUAAACAACCAUUUUUAACUUUAAA